Kwoniella shivajii is the source of this 1392-nucleotide messenger RNA. RefSeq lists its product as uncharacterized. The record is from RefSeq and is a predicted model, not a curated record. NCBI's taxonomy places the organism in Eukaryota, Fungi, Basidiomycota, Tremellomycetes, Tremellales, Cryptococcaceae. The transcript has 5 exons. Bases 1 to 1392 code for a protein of 463 amino acids. Gene Ontology annotation, biological process: CDP-choline pathway. Gene Ontology annotation, molecular function: choline-phosphate cytidylyltransferase activity; phosphatidylcholine binding. Gene Ontology annotation, cellular component: nuclear envelope.
AUGGCUACCAACGCUACUAUACCGAAGCGACAUACAAGAAACCGUCUUGGCGAAAGAAGGGCAGCUAGAGAUCCCAGUAGUUCGAGAGAUGCAAGUGAGGAAGAUAACGACAAUAUCGAAAAUGAAUUUUCCGACGUGGGAUCAAUCAUUUCCACUCACGCUGAAACUGUUUCCAAUGCAUCUACCGCCGAUUCGCCGAGACUGCAAUCGUCUACUUCGCCAUUACAUGUGGCCGCUUCCGGGAUCACAGCUGCUACUGGGUCCAAUGCAUCUCAUCAACUCACAAAAAAAGCACUGCAGCAACAGAGGGUAAAGGAGUUGAAUGAAGGUAGUAUGAGUGAAGGACUUGAUUCUCCAACAUAUGACGGCGAUAUUGAAAGUUCAUCAACUAUCGGUGGUACACCUAUUCAUACAUCAAAUUUACACCAUCACAUGAGACAACCCACAUCUCCUUCAAAAGGCUUACAUGUUGACUUGCAUAGUACAAUGGGUACAUCUCCAGGUGGUACCAACAAACUACCUACACCUAAAGCUUCCAUGGCGAAUCUGAUUUUGGUGGAUUCACCCCCUUCAUCGCCGUCUGAAUAUUAUAAGUCACAUGAGAGACCUACCGAUGUGCCCGUUGCCCCUUCAACGGCACUAGCCGAGCCUAGGAGGUCGCAGACCUUACCUUUGUCUGCCAAGCCUUCUAUGUCAUCGAUGGGACCCCCUAAGAUGUUCACUAGACCUAAAGAAUUACCCGAGGAAGAUAUCAAGUCGUUUGUGGAAAAUGCCAUACAUGGCGAGGGAGCCAAAGAUGGAGUGGAAAGAUGGUGGAGAACAAAUGCUCCUCCAGAGGGAAAAGUAGUGAGGUUAUAUGCGGAUGGUGUAUAUGACUUAUUCCAUUUCGGACACGCACUCCAGCUACGUCAAGCAAAAUUAUCAUUUCCUCGAGUACAUCUCUUGGUAGGAGUGUGCUCUGAUGAUCUAUGUGCAUCUCACAAAUCGAAACCAGCAAUGACACAUGCCGAACGUUGCGAAGCUGUGAGACAUUGUAGAUGGGUUGAUGAAGUCGUACCUGAUGCGCCAUGGGUUGUGGAUCAAGCUUUUUUGGAUAAAUAUGAUAUUGAUUAUAUAGCUCAUGACGAGGAAGUAUAUCCUAGUAAAGACAUGGAGGACGUAUAUGCAUUCGCGAAGAAGAGUGGUCGAUUCGUUCCUACAAGGAGAACGCCAGCUAUUUCAACGUCUGAUUUGCUUGAAAGGAUAGUUCGUGGAUACAGAGAUGGUUUCUUUGAUUCAAAACUAGAGAAAAAUGGUCAUCCGGAAUUACUGGCUGCGGACGUGGAUUGGGAUUCAAGUGCUUCAGUCGAAAAGAGAGAAAGAAGGCUUCACGGUCAAAAACAUAAAAAGUGA